Callorhinchus milii (elephant shark) is the source of this 1737-nucleotide messenger RNA. RefSeq lists its product as uncharacterized. The record is from RefSeq and is a predicted model, not a curated record. NCBI's taxonomy places the organism in Eukaryota, Metazoa, Chordata, Chondrichthyes, Chimaeriformes, Callorhinchidae. The transcript is spliced from 19 exons. The coding region runs from base 1 to 1737 and encodes 578 amino acids.
AUGUAUUGUGAAACACCAACAUCAACAGCAAAUGCAUUGGAGACAUCAUCAUCAUCACCAUCAACAAUAGGUUCUACUUUUGAAUCAACAUCUUCAGAAUCAUUAACAAGCGCCCCAGAGAUUAGCACUACAACAGACACAACAUCAUCUUCAACCAUUGGUUCUACUUUUGAAUCAACAUCUUCAGAAUCAUUAACAAGCACCCAAGAGAUUACCACUGCAACAGACACAACAUCAUCUUCAUUCACUGCAUCUACAGAAUCAUUAACAAGCAUCUCAGAGAUUAGCACUACAGGAGUCACAACAUCAUCUUCAUUUACUGGUUCUACUUUUGAAUCAACAUCUUCAGAAUCAUCAACAAGCGCCCCAGAGAUUAGCACUACAACAGACACAACAUCAUCUUCAUUGACUGGUUCUACUUUUGAAUCAACAUCUUCAGAAUCAUUAACAAGCGCCCCAGAGAUUAGCACUACAACAGACACAACAUCAUCUUCAACCAUUGGUUCUACUUUUGAAUCAACAUCUUCAGAAUCAUUAACAAGCACCCAAGAGAUUACCACUGCAACAGACACAACAUCAUCUUCAUUCACUGCAUCUACAGAAUCAUUAACAAGCAUCUCAGAGAUUAGCACUACAGGAGUCACAACAUCAUCUUCAUUUACUGGUUCUACUUUUGAAUCAACAUCUUCAGAAUCAUCAACAAGCGCCCCAGAGAUUAGCACUACAACAGACACAACAUCAUCUUCAUUGACUGGUUCUACUUUUGAAUCAACAUCUUCAGAAUCAUUAACAAGCGCCCCAGAGAUUAGCACUACAACAGACACAACAUCAUCUUCAACCAUUGGUUCUACUUUUGAAUCAACAUCUUCAGAAUCAUUAACAAGCACCCAAGAGAUUACCACUGCAACAGACACAACAUCAUCUUCAUUCACUGCAUCUACAGAAUCAUUAACAAGCAUCUCAGAGAUUAGCACUACAGGAGUCACAACAUCAUCUUCAUUUACUGGUUCUACUUUUGAAUCAACAUCUUCAGAAUCAUUGACAAGCGCCCCAGAGAUUAGCACUACAACAGACACAACAUCAUCUUCAUUCACUGGUUCUCCUUUUGAAUCAACAUCUUCAGAAUCAUUAACAAGCGCCCCAGAGAUUACCACUACGACAGACACAAGAUCAUCUUCAUUCACUGAAACAUCAACAUCAGCAUCAACUGGAAUAUCGUCGUCAUCAUCAUCAUCAUCAUCAACAGAUCCUACUUUUGAAUUAACAUCUUCAGAACUAUUAACAAGCAACCCAGUUGUUACCACUACACCAGACGCAACAUCAUCUUCAUUCACCGGUAAGAUUAGUGACACUUCUCUAAUACUGGUUGCAGUUCUGGAAAUCCUCCAUGUUGCACAGGAAGGAAUGACUCUUGUAGCUCAAGCAAUUGCUUUUGUGAUGAAUAUUGUCUUCAAGCGAACGACUGCUGCUAUGAUUAUAAAAGCAUUUGUGGUUAGCACCUAUGCACAUGAUUGGAGCAAAAUUCCAAACAAAUUUUUCUGCAAUAUUGAACAAACAAACCACAUAUCUACAUCAGACAUUUCCACACAAGGUCCACCAAAGGUGGCAAUGAUGCAAUACAUCCUCUGGCCAUUAUAUUUCAGGUGCCAACCUAGUAUUGCCAUCAACGUGACCAGUCCUUUCCUUUAUUAUGGUAUUAGUUCUUUGAACUGUGAACUUUUCAAAUUGAAAUUGUAA